AUGUCGGCAGCGCACCUUCCCUCGUCUCACUCUUCAAUACCGGCCGCCUCUUUUAGCUCUCCGGGUGUGAGCUCGUCGCGGCACGCAGCACAGGCGCAGGCGUCGACCUCUUCCUUGGCAUCCCAUUCCUACGCCAGCCUCAGCCUCCUGCCAGAAAGCUCAGAGGGCGGCCUGGUCUUUUCCACCGAAUUCUCCCCCGCCGCCUCACCCAGGCGCUCGUCUUUCAAGCUGGCAGCCACCGCACCAUCCUUGUCUACAUCCGGCGAGGCCGCAUCGUCGGGCUCUGCUUCCUCACACGCUGCUGUCUUCACUGCCGCCGCAACGGCCGACGGGAAACCGCCACCCUCGGCCAGACCACGCGCCAGUCGUGCCGCAAGCAGCAGCAGCAGCAGCAGCAAAAGGGCUGAGCGGGAUCCCCUCUUCCAGUCCAUCCCAGACUCGACGUCGUUUGGUAGCGGCGGCGCCGACGGCAAGUCUUGGGGCGUAGCGCUGCACCCGCCUUCGCCCCGCACCGCCCCCGCCCUCACGCUUUCCUACCGCUCUUCUCCCGAUCCGUCCCAGUUCCCUUCCUUCGCCUCUCUUCUCCGCUCCAUGCCUCGUCAGUCCUCGUCCCGUAGAGCCCCGAUCGCCAGCAAAUCUGCAUCUGUAACAUCCUCAGCAACACCGCCGCCACCAUCAGCAACAGCAGCGACAAUAACAUCGUCAUCUCCCUCAGCAGAUCCUUCGCGGCUCAAGAGCAGCUCGACGGCGACGCAUACCGCCUCCACCACGCCCGCCGAAGCCACACCUGCUCCAUCGCUCAUCUCGACGCACCCGUCGUCGCCCGCCACCGCCGACGCACCCGACCUUGCCGCCUCUGUCCUGACAGAGGCGACCAGCGUGGCCGACCUCGACAGCCAGGCAAAGAGCGAAGCCGCAGCCAGCACAGCCAGCACUCCCCAGGCUGCCGCGUCUCCCGCGCCCAAGAAAGCCGCCUGGGGCGCGCCGAAAUCCUGGGCUGAGCUCGCCUCCCGUAGCGGCGCGGCAUCCAGCCGUCAGGGAGCGGUCGGCAUCAGCGUCAACUUUGGCGAGACCGCUGCCGGUUCGCAGGCCGAUGCUUCAGAGACGGGAUCGCCCUCUCGUUCGCCGCGACCCGCCGCCAACGGAAGGCGCAAGAGCGGCGUGGGUGCUGGCGAGGCGGGAUCCAGGCACCACGCUGCGUCGGGACCGGCCAAGCCUGCCGUCAUGAGCUUGGAGCGCAUGCUGGCCGACUCGCACAAGUCCUUCAAAGCCCCGCUCACCCAUCCGCGAGGCCUGGUCAACACCGGCAACUUCUGCUUUGCCAACGCCAUCCUCCAAAUGCUCGUCUACUGCGCUCCCUUUUACAACCUCUUUACUUUGAUCGGGCGAGAGGUGCCGGCCGACUUUGGCAACGCCACGCCGCUGAUGGAGGCUGUUAUCCAUUUCUUGCGGGAGUUUGUGCUGGUCGACACGGCAGCUCAGGUCAAUGGCGCUGGAGGCGAGCACGACGACAGCGGCGAGCACGAGGCGGUGUCGUCCUUUGCACCGGGCGCCAGCGAGCCGUUUGUGCCAGAGUUUGUCUAUGAGGCGAUGCGGCUCAACAAGCGGUUUGAUCAGAUGAGGCGUGGCCACCAGGAGGAUGCGGAAGAGUUUCUGGGCUUCUUCCUCGACACUUUGCACGAGGAGCUAAUCGGGGCCAUCCGACGCUCGGCGGCCAAGCUGGCUCAGUCCGGCUCCGGCGCCAAUAGCCUGCUUUCGCGAAUGAGCGAAGAGGAGAAGCGCCUCAACGGCGUCACCGACGCAGACCUCAAGCGGCUCGGGGUCAAGGUGGGCGGCGCGCGCGAUGGCUCGGGCGCCAACGGCAGCGCAUCCACCGACGGGUCGAUGCUGGGUCUCGGGCUGGACGACGAGGUCGAGGAGCGCGAGGUGACGCGCCCCGUCAGCCCGUCCGAGGAAGGCUGGAUGGAGGUGGGGCAGAAGGGCAAGACAGCCUUCACGCGCACCACGUCGACGUCCGACUCGCCCAUCACUCGCAUCUUUGGCGGCAAGCUGCGCAGCGUGCUGCGGUGCCCCGGCGCCAAGGACAGCGUCACUCUCGAGCCGUACCAGCCGCUGCAGCUCGACAUCCAGCCUCCGCACGUGCAGUCGAUCGAAGACGCCCUCGUCAACCUGACGGUGCCCGAGGUGAUCCCUGGCGUGUACUCGCCGGCCAAGGGCGCACACAUCGACGCCACCAAGCAGGUCUUUAUCGAGAGCCUGCCUCCAAUUCUCAUCGUCCACCUCAAGCGCUUCGUUUACGACGAGGUCGGAGGCGUCCAGAAGAGCCAGAAGCCGCUUGCCUACGGCACCACCCUCGAGAUCGCCGGCGAAGCGCUCAGCCCGGCGAUGCGCGCCCAGGGGCGACCCAAGUACAAGCUGUUUGGCGUCGUCUACCAUCACGGCCGCUACGCGUCGGGAGGACACUACACGGUCGACGUGCUGCGCCAGGACAGCCGCUCCUGGCUGCACAUUGACGACACGACGUUUUCGACGAUCCCGACCGAGCACGUCGUCCGUAUGGCUGGCAAGAAUGCGCCGGUCGGGCACGACGGGCUGGCGUACCUGCUCUUCUACAAGCGCGACGACGGCAGCAGCGACGCCAAGAUCGCCUCGUCGACAGCGCCUGCCAGCACAAGCGGCUUUGCGACGGGAGGGCACGGUGCUGCGACACCACCGUUGAGGAAGCCGACGCGGCCGGCGACGACUGCCACCGCAUCGCCGUCGAGCGGCAAGAAGAAGGCGGAUGCGACGGUGGCCGCGGCGGCGGAGCGCCAGGCGGGCGGCAGACACGAAGCCGCUACCGCGACGGCAGGGGCAGGGGCAGGGGCAGGGGCAGGAGCGGAGAAGAAGAAGCGGGUCGUGCCUGGAUGGUCCAAGUAG
This is a messenger RNA of Pseudozyma flocculosa PF-1, 2919 nucleotides long. RefSeq lists its product as uncharacterized. Gene Ontology annotation, cellular component: nucleus; cytosol. The record is from RefSeq and is a predicted model, not a curated record. The transcript has 5 exons. Gene Ontology annotation, molecular function: cysteine-type deubiquitinase activity; cysteine-type endopeptidase activity. Lineage: Eukaryota; Fungi; Basidiomycota; Ustilaginomycetes; Ustilaginales; Ustilaginaceae. Bases 1 to 2919 code for a protein of 972 amino acids. Gene Ontology annotation, biological process: protein deubiquitination.